UACUCAAACAUGUUUUCUAUAAAGGUACGUAGCCGCGCAGUUUCCUGAUUCAAAACAGGAAACUGCGACUGUGAGAGAUAUAUAAAUACUAAUAAAAUCAGACUAAAUGGCAAUGAACUCGCUCCCUAUUACAAGAGACAUGACGUAGGUAUGUGCAUAGAUUUAUUUCUUGUGGGUGUAAUACGUCUCUGCAUAAAGAAAAAGACAUUAUGGUAUGUUAUAUUGUAAUAUGUUACAUUAAGUAUUUAAACCACAGUAAUCCCAUAGAAUACUGCAAUAAACAUAUAAUUUAUGCUGUUAUUUGCAAUAUUUAUAAAUAAAACAACUGACAUUAUUUUACAACGUGAAUGCCACAGUUUAAACAGGGGAAGUCGAUUGUUUUGUUAUUUUCCAUAGCGCAACGUUAUUCAGAUUUUGAAGACUCGAAUACAAUGAAGCAUAUUUUUUCUGCUUUAAUCUUAGUUACAUGCCGGAACCCAGUGCGCGUACAUAACGACGGAAAAAUACUUGCAUAUUAUCUCUGACUGAAAGUAAAAAUAAAUUACAAUGUCGGGAGUAUUAUUUAUUGUUCUUGUACCACGAAAGGAAUACGAAGUAAUAUUAAAUAAAAACAUAAAUAAAUCAACAACUAUUUUCGAAAACGAUAAACGCAAGACAGGCAAGAAAACCCAUCUUCCGAUAUCAAAGUGUAUGUCUACACAUUGUUUGGAAACGAACAAAAUUCCUCCUUUAUACAAAACUCGGAGCGAAAAUGUUAUAAAUGUAAGUGACAUGCGCAAAAAUACAACGAAAACCUAUCUAAAAGCGUCUUGGGAAGAAAUGAAGCAAAUGAUGGCGUUAAAGAAAAAUAAAUUGAAAAUUUCACGUUCGGUGCGCGGUGUUGAUAUUCUCGGAGCUUUUCACUGGAAGACACCGCUGGAAAUAAUUCUGCUGGAAAUAUUGGAACGGCUUAAAAUACAUAAUGCGACAUGGACCUCGACCAAAGACAAUACUUCUUAUCAGGUAACUUUCACGCUGGAGUCCGGUAACUUGUGCGAGGAACUGCUGCAAGUGUUGAGAACCUUUGGCAUCGGGUCACGACACAAAUCGUCAGUCAGCGUGGUGCCGUGCACACUGUGUUAUAAAUCCAAUAACCACACCCGUCCCACCGCCGAGCAGGACAACUUCAUAUACGGAAAUGUAUCUAAUUCUGCAUGGUCUCGCUUCUCUUCAUCCGUUAGAGCACGUACAAACUUGGCGCAAGUAGUGCAAGAAGUGAAGACCGAUGCAACAUUGACAUUCGAUUGGUUGUCCCUUCUGACGGUAGCUGCAUUUGUUGCUGCAAUCGGGCUAGUUGAAAACUCAACAGUUGUGAUUGUUGCUAGCAUGCUGAUUUCGCCAUUAAUGACUCCAAUAACAGCAGCAACUUUAGGCACAGCAGUCCGCGAUCGCUCCCUACAACGUAUGGGAGCGAUGCAUGAAAUGAUGGGGUUAUUUUUCUCUUUGGUUAUUGGCUUCAUCUUUGGCCUUGUUAUUUGUGCAAUCGAUGAAAAGUACGAUGUUGUGGGCGAAUGGCCUACCCAUGAAAUGAUUACAAGAUGUGAAUUACGAGCAUUAUGGAUAGGCAUUUUGGUGGCAAUUCCAAGCGGAGCGGCAGUAGCGCUCGCCGUGCUGGGAGAGUAUACCGGCUCGCUAGUCGGAGUCGCCAUAUCCGCCUCGCUAUUGCCUCCUGCUGUUAAUGCUGGCCUUAUGUGGGCAAUGGCAUUAGUCCGCCUAAUAUUUCCAAUGGAAGCGAGUAGGUGGGUAGUAACUCAACCUGUUGAACUCGCAAUGCUCGGGACCACUUCCCUGUGCCUCACAUUGCUUAACAUCAUGUGCAUAUUUCUCGCUGGAGUAGCUGUUUACAAGAUAAAGGAAGUCUGCCCUUUAGACAAAAAAGACAUUCCAUGGUGGAGGAAAAAUUCCAGUUAUAUGAGAGGUGCUCAAGCAGGCGAUGACGUAAAUGAAAAUUCGUUUACGUGGGAUUCUUUCAAAAAAAUUGCUUCUGAUCCAUUGAAGAAUAUUAAUGAAGACACGAAGACCAGUGAAGAGUUAUUGGAAGCAAAUACAGUGGCCUAUCGUCGUCGUUUGAAAAAUCAAUAUUGCUACCAUAAAAAACCAUAUUUUAAUGAAAGCUACGUAACGUCGAAAAUUGAACAGCAACCUAGCAAAUUUGAUGUAGAAAACCCGGUGUUGAAUAAAUCCAAUCACGACAGUGAUAAUAAUAGUAAUGUGAGGAAUAAUCAAGAAAGUGGUACAGAUAAGAAUAUUCGGCCAAUAUUAGAACGAUCGUUUAAAAUAACAAUUGAUUCAAAGAAACCUGAUGUUUUUAUAAAGUCAUUUUACGACGUGUAAUAUCUACAGGGUAUAAUAUAAAAUUUAAAAAA
Manduca sexta (tobacco hornworm) is the source of this 2405-nucleotide messenger RNA. RefSeq lists its product as uncharacterized. The record is from RefSeq and is a predicted model, not a curated record. NCBI's taxonomy places the organism in Eukaryota, Metazoa, Arthropoda, Insecta, Lepidoptera, Sphingidae. Bases 547 to 2373 code for a protein of 608 amino acids. The transcript has 10 exons.